This is a messenger RNA of Cyclospora cayetanensis, 897 nucleotides long. RefSeq names its product pre-mRNA-splicing factor ISY1 homolog. The transcript has 7 exons. NCBI's taxonomy places the organism in Eukaryota, Apicomplexa, Conoidasida, Eucoccidiorida, Eimeriidae. Bases 1 to 897 code for a protein of 298 amino acids. Gene Ontology annotation, biological process: generation of catalytic spliceosome for second transesterification step; mRNA 3'-splice site recognition. The record is from RefSeq and is a predicted model, not a curated record. Gene Ontology annotation, cellular component: Prp19 complex; catalytic step 2 spliceosome; post-spliceosomal complex.
AUGGCGCGCAAUGCAGAGAGGGCGAAUGCAGUCCUUAACAAGUGGCUGGCGGUGAAGAAUGCCGUUCUCAAGGGUGGCCAGCAGAAGGCUUUGGGGCCGUGUAUUCCAGAGGAAUGCGAUGAUAUCGAGAGGGCCACACAGUGGCGGAGCCAGCUGGUGCGGGAGAUCGGCAGGGGUAUUUCUAUGAUUCAGGAUGCCUCUCUGGGUGAACAUCGCAUCAGGGACUUGAACGAUGAGAUCAACAAGAAGCUCAGAGUGAAGCGACGCUGGGAAUAUCGUAUCAAAGAACUUGGAGGUGCAGAUUACUCAACGGCUUCGGACGCGUUGUCUCUCAGCGGGGUUGCGGCUGCUGGAGGCGAUUAUUAUUACUUUGGAGCAGCAAAGGAACUUCCCGGCGUGCGGGAACUGUUUGCUGCAAAGGCUGAGGAAGUAAACGAGCCCAGGAAGACUCGUGCACAGCUCUUGAGGCGGAUAACUCCGGAUUACUUUGGUUGGAGAGACGAAGAGAAUGAAGACUUGCUACUUGCCGAGCAGCAGCAGGAGCAGUUAUGGCAUCAGGAACAGCAAGAGGAAUUGAAACAGCAACAGGAAUUGCUAGAACGCGUCGGGGCAGCAUCAGCAGCAGAUGUUGCUGUAGGAAUUGCCGCCGCAGCUGAGAGGGAAAGGACAACGGCUAAGCAUAAAAAAGACGACCAGGUAGAAACCAGAACGUUUGCACAGGACAACAACAGCAGCUCCAGCAAAAAGUUUCGGGUUUAUGUAGACCUUCCAACGGACGCAGAGAUCGCGCGUUUGCUACUGGAGAAGAAAAAACAGCUCAUUGUGCAAAAGUACGCGAGUGUACAGGCUCAACAGGAAGAACAGGAAACCCGCCGACUCGUCGCUCCGCCUGAUUAA